Molecule: messenger RNA, 3658 nt
Organism: Diaporthe batatas
Lineage: Eukaryota; Fungi; Ascomycota; Sordariomycetes; Diaporthales; Diaporthaceae
Exons: 3
Coding region: 816-3467 (883 amino acids)
Cellular component (GO): actin cortical patch
Molecular function (GO): phosphatidate phosphatase activity
Source: RefSeq, a predicted model, not a curated record
GUCACCACCAUGCGCCACCAACAACCGUCUAGGUGACCAUGGGCCCCGUCGCCGCCCAAACAACCUGAACACGGUCGCCAGUCAGCAAGCAUCGGGUCCAGCAAGGGGUCAACAGGACUCGAGUCACUUGGUUCUGCUGUGCAUCGAGCUGGCCUGCAUUGCCUCUGGCCCACGUGUCUCGGAAGACGUCAACUGAUUUAUGCAAGAGGGUGCAAGUGUGGCAUCAAACACGCAGCCACCAAGGCACUGACACAUCCAUCCAUCAGCAGCCAAACGGGGCGCGGCACUCGGCACUCGACCCUCGACCCCCGACAUUGACGCUCGACAUUGACACUCGACCACCCGUGCCGAGGCUGUGCUAGCACACUUUCCACACCCCCCACAGCCCUCAGAUAAGCCUCUUGUCAGGCAGACAGCUCGGCAAGGUGGCUCUCUUCAGGCCCUUCCGACGCUUGUUCGGCCAGCCCCGUCCGAACCAACGCCAGACCCUGCUGCGCUUCCUCUCCCCCGUCGCCGUCCGCCAGAAAUACCGUGAGCGCAUCCUCGACUUCCGCCUCGACACCCUCCCCUACUAUAAGCACCGCCUGCAGUCGCGCAUCUAUCGCUACAUCCUCGCUCGCCAACAGCGCCGCCUCUCCAGCACCCGCUGGGUCGACCAUAUCAACAGGGCUGCCCAGCGCAGUCGCCGCUUGCUCCUCGGGCCACGCCCUGCUGCCGCGCGCCCCGCCCUUCCCCAGCACCGAAAGCACCUGCCCGUGCGUGGGGAUGCGCCCGCCAGGACAGUAGGCCCAGCUGACAGGUCCAGGCCCGCCAACAUGGCCCAGUCGGGCAGCGGUGGGAGCAGCUAUGGCUACGGCUACGGCUACGGCUACGGUGACAGUGACCCCGGCCAGUCCUCCGACAGGGAGCCCGGCGCCCGCCGCAAGAAGCUUGCCGGCUUUGCCAAGAGUGUCUACCAGGCCGGCGUGGCCACCGCCUCCGAGAUCCGCAACCAGUACGACAACACCAGGAUACGCGGCGUCGUCGACGUCGACGACUCCUCCUACAAGGUCUCCAUCCCCGGCUCCUUCCCCGACGUCUCAAUCGUCAGCAAGGGGGACGAGCAGAUGGUCCUGUUCCCCUCCUACGCCGCCAGGCAUGUGAGGCGCUUCACCGACGACGACAGGCAGGCAUCCGCCCAUGUCGAGGGCGAGCGCAGGGACGCCGACCUCAGCGACGAGGACUACUGGCGCAACGAGUGGGCCAGGAUGGAGGACAAGAAGGCUGUGGUCGAUGUCGACGUGCGCGGGUGGGUCUAUGCGCCGCACAAGGGCCCAAUGACAAGGAAGAACAGGGUCCUCAUCGGCCUGGCAAGGAGACUGAGCGGCGUGCCGCAGCAGACCCACCAGCCAUCUGGCCAGUCCGACUCCCUCAGGACCGGCCAUGAGGCACGUGAGGAUGCCAGGGAGCAGCAGAAGAUCGAUAAGGAGGCCGAGAUGAUCGAGCGCCGCGGCCAGGCUGAGAAGGAGGCCGCCGUCAAGGGGGGCUACAGCGAGACGCCCAGGGACGAGGACUCGGAAGGCGAAGGCCCAGCACCCUCGCUUCGGAGUCGGAGCGCGAGCGGAAGUGCCACGCCCAUGUCUGAAUCCUCGUCUCCGAGGCUCUCUGCGCGGCCUUAUGCCAACAACACCGGCGCCCCUGUGGAGCUGACAGAGGCCGAGCUGGCCGUGGCCAACGCCAACCUGAUGGCCCGCCUCGGCCCGUUCCUGACCACACCGCUCGUCGAGCUCCCCGUGACGCUGUUCUUCUACAACGACGACCAAUCCGUGUCCAGGACGGUCAUGACCAACGACGCCGGCCACUUCUAUAUCAGGGCGGCCCUGGACUUCGUCCCCACCCACGUCCGUGUGCUGGCCAACGAGAAGCUGUCGGCAGUCGAACCCGUCGAUAUCAUCAGCGACAAUGGAGUCAGCGUCAUCAGUGAUAUCGACGACACCAUCAAAAAGUCCAGCAUCUCCAUGGGUGCCAGGGAGAUCUUCCGAAACACCUUCAUCCGCGACCUCAAAGACCUCACCGUCGCCGGUGUCAAGGAGUGGUACGGCGAACUCCACAAGAUGGGCGUCCAGUUCCACUACUGCUCCAACAGCCCCUGGCAGCUCUUCCCCGUCAUUGCCACCUUCUUCGGCCUCGCCGGCCUUCCGCCGGGGUCGCUCCACUUGAAGCAGUACAGCGGCAUGUUGCAAGGUAUCUUCGAGCCUGUGGCUGAGAGGAAGAAGGGAACAUUGGACAAGAUCCUCCGCGACUUCCCACGGCGGAGAUUCAUUCUCGUCGGGGACAGCGGCGAGGCUGAUCUGGAAGUGUACACUGAUCUGGCGCUCGCGAACCCGGGCCGGAUCCUUGCCAUCUUCAUACGCGACGUCACAACUCCAGAGCAGGCCGGAUACUUCGAUUCUGCUUUCAGCACUCCUCCCCCGGCAGCCCCGCCAAGUAGACAAAGAGCCACCGAUGCACAGACACACUCGAGGAAGGAUUCUGGGAGCGACCACCCUGACCGGAGGCCGGCCCUGCCAUCGCGAGCUACUGCUCCACCUGCAAGACAAGAAGCGCCCGACGAAGACUUGAUCGACUUGUCGGAGGAGCCUCAAAAUAUGAGUGCGAAGGAGGAGAGAAUCUUGGAGAAGUCAUGGGCAACCCCCUUGCCGUCAACCGCCGCGCAGGAUCAGGCACCGCGGAAGAAACCCCCUCCUCCGAGACCCAGCAAGCCCGCUGCACUCAGGGGCGGUUCCUCGGCGUCGCUGAAGACUGAAGCGCCCAGCGGUGGGGGCGGAACACCCACGCUGGGCAAGAACCUACAUCCCUCCCAGUACAAGGGUGCAGCCGCGCACCCCCUAGCACAGACACAGAAUUCAUCGACUCAGAGCUUGGGCAAGAGUCCGACCCUCCCUCCCCGGAAACCAAGCAAUGGAAACAAUAGUAAUGCCGGCUCUAUGAGGUCCAACACCGAUUCCCCCAACGCACCGUCCCCUUCCGCUUCCCACUCUGCGUCAUCCAGCAAGCAACCUCCGCCGCCGCCGCCGCCGCGUCGCCGCGGUACACCUUCCCUGGCCAAUGCCAGCCCUGGUCAACAUGUGUUGAGGCGCGCGACGUCCAACUCGGACAUCGACAGCCUGAACCUGGAUUCGUCAGCCCCCAUGUCGACACCCAGGCCUGGACCCCCCAAUCGGACAGGGACCGCUUCCACUUUCGACUCCAUCCUGGGGUCAACCACGGGGCAUACCAUGCAACAAGGCGGCCAGAAUCUGCCGGUAAACAAGAAGCUAGAGUUGUGGCUGCGGAGGCUGGAAAGAGCUCACGAGGCUUUGGAGCGGGAGGGCGUGAGACUGUACACCUGGCGCAGGGGGGAGGAUGUCGUAUCAGAGGCGGUGGGGAUCGUCAAGGAAGCCACCAAGCACAGUACUAGUAGAGGCACGGAUAAUACCCAGAGGUAGAUGAGAGCCCUGUUUUUCCUUUCCAUAUGACGCCCAGCUUCUGUAAGUGGAUUCUACGCGCAAGACUUGCGGCAUGAGCACGGCGUUGGCAAGGGUGACAACACAGGCAGGGAUACCACGCAGGAUUACCAUCUUUAUAUAAUAUCGUCAAAGUAUACGCGACCUGAAUUACUACAAGGUGUUUUGUAUCA